AUGCCGCUGACGCACCCCCUGCGGUGGAGGGCCCAUCCAUCACCAACGCCCGGAUCCCCAUCCAACCUCCGUUGUUCCUUAGGUAGGUUUCGAGUAGGGCGUUCCGGCUUUGUGCUAUCUGUUCGACCUCAGCUGCGCGUUCUGCGCACGUCGGCCACGUUUUCCUCGCGCCAUAAGAACUCCGCCAGACCCCCCAUCCCUUUCAACUCCGCCAAUGCUUCUCGCGUCCCACUCCCUUCCUUAACCACCACGUCUACAAUUAACACACCCCUGCAUCUGAUGGCGACGCAAACCAGAAGCCAUGGUGGCCACGGCGGCCAUCAUCACCAUCAUCACCACCACGGCGGCAAUGUGUACCUGACUUCCACAAACAAGAACGACGCCGGUGUUCGUAUUACGCGGAUCGGCCUGGUUGCCAAUCUUGCGAUGGCAAUUGGCAAAUUCAUCGGGGGCUACGUCUUCCACUCGCAAGCUUUAAUCGCCGACGCCUACCAUGCCCUUACAGAUCUCGUCUCGGACAUCCUCACGCUGGGGACAGUCGCUUGGUCGCUCAAGCCCCCGUCUGAAAGGUUCCCAAACGGCUACGGAAAGAUCGAGAGUAUUGGCGCCUUGGGUGUGAGUGGGCUAUUGCUUUGCGGAGGCGUAUUUAUGGGCCUAAACUCCGGUCAAGUUCUGUUGGACCAGUUCUACCCCCAGGCGGCGGAGGCGAUCUCUCACCUGGGACACGGCCAUUCACAUAGUCACGGAAUCGAUAUUCUUGGCCCCAGCAUUCAUGCCGCGUGGUUGGCUGCUGGGUCCAUUGUGGUAAAGGAAUGGCUGUACCACGCAACCAUGAAAGUCGCCAAUGAGCGCAAGUCGUCUGUUCUAGCCUCGAACGCUAUCCACCACCGUAUUGAUUCUCUGACCAGCAUUGUCGCUCUGUUCACCAUUGGCGGCACGUACUUGUUUAAAGACGCCUCCUGGCUGGAUCCUGUGGGUGGACUUCUUAUCUCGUUGAUGGUCAUCAAAGCCGGAUGGGGAAAUACAUGCUCGUCACUUCUGGAGCUGGCCGAUACUGCCGUGGACGACGAGAUCAAGGAAUCGGUGCAGAAGGCUGCUUCCAAGGCGCUCGCGAAACUGCAGGAUAACAAUGCGAUUAAGAUCCGCGAUGUCCAGGGCAUGAAGUCCGGUCAGAACUAUCUCAUGGACAUUGAAUUGGCAGUGCCGGGAGCAUGGCCCAUCAAUCGAUCUCGGGAGAUCGAGGAAGUUGUCAGAACAGCCAUCGGAACGGGCGUCCGUGGCGUUAAGCGAGUCAAAGUGCGAUUUAUCCCCCUUGAGCAUGAAGAAUUGAAUUUCUCCGAAGAGUUCAUCCCUGCCGAAGUUGCAUCCCAAGCCAAACCGGAGCCGGAAGAUGGUGACACGGACUGUGAAGCGCAAGGGCAUGAUCAUGGGCAUGAUGUGCACCAGCAUGACGCUCGCAAGAGGCGUUAA
Aspergillus nomiae NRRL 13137 is the source of this 1470-nucleotide messenger RNA. RefSeq names its product cation diffusion facilitator family transporter. The coding region runs from base 1 to 1470 and encodes 489 amino acids. NCBI's taxonomy places the organism in Eukaryota, Fungi, Ascomycota, Eurotiomycetes, Eurotiales, Aspergillaceae. The transcript has 2 exons. The record is from RefSeq and is a predicted model, not a curated record. Gene Ontology annotation, biological process: transmembrane transport; monoatomic cation transport. Gene Ontology annotation, molecular function: monoatomic cation transmembrane transporter activity. Gene Ontology annotation, cellular component: membrane.